This is a messenger RNA of Rattus rattus (black rat), 1494 nucleotides long. RefSeq names its product cytochrome P450 3A18. NCBI's taxonomy places the organism in Eukaryota, Metazoa, Chordata, Mammalia, Rodentia, Muridae. The record is from RefSeq and is a predicted model, not a curated record. The transcript is spliced from 13 exons. Gene Ontology annotation, molecular function: testosterone 6-beta-hydroxylase activity; oxidoreductase activity, acting on paired donors, with incorporation or reduction of molecular oxygen, reduced flavin or flavoprotein as one donor, and incorporation of one atom of oxygen; heme binding. The coding region runs from base 1 to 1494 and encodes 497 amino acids. Gene Ontology annotation, biological process: steroid metabolic process; oxidative demethylation.
AUGGAGAUCAUUCCCAACCUUUCUAUAGAGACCUGGGUGCUGCUAGCUACUAGCUUGAUGCUCUUCUACAUAUAUGGGACCUAUUCUCAUGGCCUGUUUAAGAAACUAGGAAUUCCUGGACCCAAACCUCUGCCUUUAUUUGGCACCAUUUUCAACUAUGGUGAUGGCAUGUGGAAAUUUGAUGAUGAUUGCUAUAAGAAGUAUGGAAAAAUAUGGGGGUUUUAUGAGGGCCCACAGCCUUUGUUGGCUAUCAUGGAUCCAGAGAUCAUCAAAAUGGUGCUGGUGAAAGAAUGUUACUCAGUCUUCACAAACCGUCGGUGUUUUGGGCCAAUGGGAUUUAUGAAAAAGGCCAUUACCAUGUCUGAGGAUGAAGAAUGGAAGAGACUUCGAACAAUCCUGUCUCCAACCUUCACUAGUGGCAAACUCAAGGAGAUGUUCCCCCUCAUGAGACAGUAUGGAGAUACAUUGCUGAAGAACUUGAGGCGAGAAGAAGCGAAAGGGGAGCCCAUCAACAUGAAAGACAUCUUUGGAGCUUAUAGCAUGGACGUGAUCACUGGCACAUCAUUUGGAGUGAACGUAGAUUCCCUCAACAAUCCACAGGAUCCCUUCGUGCAGAAAGCCAAGAAGAUCUUAAAAUUUCAAAUUUUUGACCCAUUUCUUCUCUCUAUAGUUCUGUUUCCAUUUCUUACUCCAAUAUAUGAGAUGUUAAAUUUUUCAAUUUUUCCAAGACAGUCAAUGAACUUUUUCAAAAAAUUCGUAAAAACAAUGAAGAAAAAUCGCCUUGAUUCAAACCAGAAGAACCGAGUGGAUUUCCUUCAACUGAUGAUGAAUACUCAGAACUCCAAAGGCCAAGAGUCCCAGAAAGCUCUUUCUGAUCUAGAAAUGGCAGCGCAAGCUAUUAUUUUCAUUUUUGGGGGUUAUGAUGCCACAAGCACCUCCAUUUCCUUCAUAAUGUAUGAACUGGCCACUCGCCCCAAUGUGCAAAAGAAACUCCAGAAUGAGAUUGACAGAGCUCUGCCCAAUAAGGCACCUGUCACCUAUGAUGCUCUGAUGGAAAUGGAGUACCUGGACAUGGUGGUGAAUGAAAGUCUAAGAUUGUACCCAAUUGCUACCAGGCUAGACAGAGUCUCAAAGAAAGAUGUGGAAAUCAAUGGAGUUUUUAUUCCCAAAGGGACUGUAGUUACAAUACCAAUCUAUCCUCUUCAUCGGAACCCUGAGUACUGGCUAAAGCCUGAGGAAUUCAACCCUGAAAGGUUCAGCAAGGAGAACAAGGGCAGCAUUGAUCCUUAUGUAUAUCUGCCCUUUGGAAAUGGACCCAGGAACUGCAUUGGCAUGAGGUUUGCUCUCAUCAGCAUGAAACUUGCUGUCAUAGGAGUCCUGCAGAACUUCAAUAUCCAGCCUUGUGAGAAGACACAGAUCCCCCUGAAGAUCAGUAGGCAACCAAUUUUCCAACCAGAAGAACCCAUCAUCCUAAAGCUUAUGUCAAGAGAUUAA